This is a messenger RNA of Cyprinodon variegatus (sheepshead minnow), 4887 nucleotides long. It is a transcript of the gene c2cd5, whose product is annotated as C2 calcium-dependent domain containing 5. NCBI's taxonomy places the organism in Eukaryota, Metazoa, Chordata, Actinopteri, Cyprinodontiformes, Cyprinodontidae. Gene Ontology annotation, biological process: positive regulation of D-glucose transmembrane transport; protein localization to plasma membrane; positive regulation of protein targeting to membrane. The record is from RefSeq and is a predicted model, not a curated record. Gene Ontology annotation, cellular component: plasma membrane. Bases 289 to 3768 code for a protein of 1159 amino acids. The transcript is spliced from 30 exons. Gene Ontology annotation, molecular function: calcium ion binding; calcium-dependent phospholipid binding.
GAUGCCUCAUUCAUGGCGAUUAAUAUCAAGCUAGCCUGUUAUCACGCGCUGAACUGAAUUUAUUACAACUGCUGCAAUAGUAAUGUGAUUAAUUUAUAUCAUAAUCGUUAUAAUAACUAGUGAAUAUCCCUAACACUUUCCUGCGCAGGGGACUAGGAACGAACGUGUCGUGUUAUGGGAGAAACACGGAGGUCAGACGAACGGUGGACUGUCAACAACAAUUAUGUCCGUGUGAAACGACCCUUCAUCUGCUUUCUAUCUAUAUUAUAGCACCGAUUCCUUUGAAACAUGCCUGGGAAACUAAAGGCCAAAAUUGUGGCAGGGCGCCACUUGCCUGUGAUGGACAGGGCAAGUGACCUAACGGAUGCUUUUGUAGAGGUCAAGUUUGGAAACACAACCUUCAAAACAGAUGUUUAUCCCAAGUCCCUUAAUCCACAGUGGAACUCAGAAUGGUUCAAGUUUGAGGUUGAUGAUGAGGACUUGCAGGACGAACCCUUGCAGAUCACAGUGUUGGACCAUGAUACAUAUAGUGCUAACGAUGCCAUAGGGAAGGUUUACAUUGACAUCGAUCCGUUGCUGUGCACUGAGGCUGCCUCUGUCAUCUCAGGAUGGUUUCCCAUCUACGACACCAUUCACGGCAUCAGAGGAGAGAUCAACGUACUUGUAAAAGUGGAGCUCUUCAAUGACUUGAACCGUUUCAGGCAGUCCUCUUGUGGGGUCAAGUUUUUCUGCACCACAUCUAUUCCACGGGGCUACCGAGCGGCAAUGGUCCACGGGUUUGUAGAGGAACUGGUGGUGAAUGAGGACCCAGAGUACCAGUGGAUAGACCGCAUCAGAACACCUCGGGCAUCCAACGAAGCCCGUCAGAGACUCAUCUCUCUUAUGUCUGGAGAGCUGCAGAGAAAAAUAGGGCUUAAAGUUCUGGAGAUGGGUGGGAAUGCAGUAGUGGGCUACCUGCAGUGCUUUGACUUGGAAGGAGAGUCCGGCCUUGUGGUCCGGGCCAUAGGUACCGCCUGCACUCUGGAUAAAAUCAGCUCUGGAAGCUUCUCGAACACACACACGCACCCUAACACAGCGCCCCCAUCUAAUGCCUGCAAUUCCCCAUCUAAAGACGGAAAGGAGCCGGUAUUUGGUGAGGAUCUGCCCUCGUCCUCCGGCCCGCCUACCCCUUUUCGAGCCCUCCCCACCUCCUCCUCCUCUCCUCCCCCCUUCUCUCCCUGCAAGCCAUGCAGCCGUCAGUCCUCAUCAUCAGACACAGACCUCAGUUUGACGCCCAAGACGGAGGAGCCCCAGUCGGGGAGACGCAGGCCAGGGAUCUUCCUCUGCCCCAGUUCCCCAGUCCUCUCUGCAGACUCAUUGUCCCUUCCUGGUUUUGGCUCGGCGGACUGUGGUCAUGGCUCUGGCCUCAGAGCAACCACCCCGCCCCUUCCCUCCUGCACCCACUCAGACUCUGCCUUGCUGAGAAAGAGCGUGUCCUUCACUGAGGACCUGCUGCUGGCAGCCUCCGGAAUGGGCAGCGGUGGCAGCGCAGGGAAGGAGGCUGGGCCCUUGAAGACCCUUCUCAGACAGCAAACGCAGACUGCUCUGGAACAGAGGGAGUUCCCUUUCUUCACUUUGACCUCUUUUCCACCGGCUUUCCUGGUUCAUGUUGGCGGAGUCGUCAGUGCUCGGUCUGUUAAAUUACUGGAUCGCAUACACAACCCUGCCUUGGGUAACACGCGCUCAUACAAACUGCUAGACUGGAAUAGUGUCACCGCAGAUGAACCGGAGACCCGUGACGCCUGGUGGGAAGAGAUCCGCCAGGAAAUUAAAUCUCAUGCCAAAGCUCUCGGUUGCCACGCUGUCAUAGGUUACAGUGAGAAUACAAGCAUCUGUGAAGAGGUUUGCAUUCUGUCAGCAUCAGGGACAGCCGCCAUCCUGAAUCCGCGGUAUAUGCGUGAAGGUUGCCUCGACAUGGGCAGUACUGACCACAGGUUCGAUGAUCCUUCCCCUCCAAGCUGUGGCUUCUGUCACAUCCCCUAUGAUGAGCUCAACAUGCCAUUUCCUGCCCAGCUAACCUACUGUUACAACUGCAGGCGGCAAAAGGUUCCUGAUGUGUUAUUCACAACGAUCGACUUGCCAACAGAGGCAGCUGUUACAGGGAAAGGCUGCCUCAUUCAGGCCAGGCUGUGCCGCCUGAAAAAGAGAGCUCAGGGAGAAGUGAACGCAACCGCCAUUUCAAACCUGCUGCCUUUCAUGGAAUACGAGCUGCACACUCAGCUGAUGAAUAAGCUCAAGCUCCGGAGCAUGAAUGCUCUAUUUGGUCUGCACAUACAGAUCAGUGUUGGCGAGAACAUGCUGCUGGGUCUGGCUUCGGCUACAGGAGUGUACCUGACGGCUCUGCCUGCACCAGGAGGCAUCCAGGUGGCUGGGAAGACCCCCAGCGAGUUGAACGAACAGCACGUUCUGACGAUCCAGAAACGGAUCAACGACACUAUUGCCAAGAACAAGGAGCUCUAUCAAAUCACCCCUCCCGAGCUGACAGAGGAAGGGGUUGGCUCUCCGAUCCCAGAGCCCAGGCACAGAUCCAGACUUUUCCGCUCCCACUCAGAAAGCUCAGAUGAAGUGUCUGAAUUGGAUCUGUCACAUGGCAAAAAGGAUGCCUUUGUCCUGGAGAUCGAUGACACUGACGCCGUGGAAGACAUCCACUCUCUCCUCACCGAUGCGUCUCCCCCCACAGGUUUCUACAGCUGCAACACUGAGACCAUGCCUGGGAUUUAUAACUGGACCACAGCAGUACAGAUGUUUACGUCGGUUAGGGUGCUGAGAUUGAGCAAUGCCAACCUAUCUAACCAAAGCCUAAAUAAGAUCUUCACUGACCUUUGUGAGAAUCUUCUAAAGAGUUUCUACUUCAAGUUACGCUCCAUGAUUCCCUGCUGUCUUUGUCAUCUCAACUUUAAUGUAGCAGUACCAGAAGAAGAACUCAUUCAGGUUUCAGUGACGGCUGUUGCCAUGACGUUUGAUAAGGACCAGGCUCAAGAGAGGCCAGCUGAAAGAUUUAUUACCAAAGGUGGGAGUGAGACCGAAGAUCAGCUGCAGUUUUCACUAGAGUUGUGCGCUGACACGUCAUCCACCAACUCUCAGACUUCUUCCAAAAUAUCAGGUGUCCAAGAAAACGCACUUGUCUCAUCCAGAGCUGCCUCCGUUGAUUACGGUUCCUUUGCAGACAGAUGCAGCACCUGGCUAGAGCUGCUUAGGCUGAAAGCGCACACCAUAAGACGAGGAUCAGUUAAAACAAGUAGGAGGACACAGUCUCUAGCACACUCUGUCUCGUCUUUGGAGCACUGCAGCCCGCUGACAGAGGGACGCUCUCGUUCACUGCGCUCAAGCCGUUCCUUCGGAGGCAGUUCGGUCACCAUGGUGAAGAUGACACCGCUCUCUUUCCUCCCUGGGACGCGCAUCAUUAAAUACCUUGGCAUCAUCAACAUGUUCUUCAUCAGAGAGACGACAUCGUUAAGAGAGGAAGGUGGGGUUAGCGGCUUCUUGCAUUCGUUCAUUGCAGAAGUGUUUGCGAUGGUUCGAGCCCAUGUAGCAGCUCUGGGUGGCAAUGCUGUGGUGUCCUACAGCAUGAAGGACUGCGUUUUAAUGGAAAAUCCCAACAAGAAUCAGGCUCAGUGCCUCAUUAACGUCAGCGGGGAUGCAGUCGUCUGCGUCAGGGAAACGGACCCUGAGCCCGUGGCCCAGAUGGUGAAUAGUGGACAGACUUGUGCAGCUGAUGGAACCUCAUGACUCUGAAGACGUUUGGUUCCGCCAGCAGGGGGCACUGUCUGAGUGAACGCACUCUCCUAAAGUCUAGCCAUCCAAAUUUGUGGGAAUCAAUAUUUGCCUUAAAUUCUCAAAGAUCCAAAGGUCUGGACAUAUUAUAAUAAAAAUAAUAAAGGACACAAUUGCUCAUGUGCUCAAAACGGUGUAUUAAGUGGAAGCAGUUGCUUUAUGACUAAAGAAAAAUGGAUAUAGUUGAAAAUAGUAGAAGGGGCUCUCUAAAUUUGAAGUUUUUCUUUUAUUUUUUACUCUAGCCGUCCGCACUGGGCCACGACCCAGGCUACACUGUAUCAGCAAUCUCCUCUCGUUUUGCACACAUGUGGCAGCUAAUAUUAUUUUGUCCAUCUUUAAAUCACUGAAUUUCAGGAGCCAUGUUAAAAGGGAUGCACAUAUUUCUUCAAGCAACCAUUUAUAUGCAGUUAGGUUCUUCCAGUGUUACGCCGUUUUUUUUUCUCCAUUUCAAUAGUGGUGCCUGUACGAAAAAAUACAAUCCAGCCAAGAAAAGGCUUUUGGAGCCAAGAUUUCAAAACAUGCUGUGUAAACAUGUGACUUGUUUUUUUUUGUUUGUUUUUAUUGGAACAUUCUCCGGUAUUAAUGUUGUUUAAAUUUACUGGUAUUGAUGAUUACUGCCACAGUAUUUUUCACAUUUUUUAUUUCCUUAGUGUCAAAAGAUGACAUCAAAAACUAGUUUUCUAUUAGUCCUGAGAGGGGUUCUAGUUACUUUCCUUGAAUAAAAAAAAAAAAAAAGAUCAAAGGUGUAAUAUGCAAAUGUUUUAUUAGAUUAAGAAGUUCUUUGCAGAAGAUCUAUUGUGACUAUUUGAUUUAAUAGUUUUUUCUAAUUAAAAUUUCAAAUUAAAGUAGCAUGGCAAAUAUAUUUAUCUACUUCCAGAUUUACUUCCAUGGUGAUAUGUGGAUUUUUACUAAAAGUAACUUAAUGUAAAAUUGGAAGUUGGGAUAUACUAGUUUCCUUUUUUUCAUUCAUUUUGUCUUCAUGUAGCACCUAUGUCAGAUUUCAUGUUGCCAAGCUUCAUCGCAGCUGCUUUGGCACUUGUUUUAAAAGUCUCACUACUGACCUGCCCAACAUCU